This is a messenger RNA of Notothenia coriiceps (black rockcod), 1968 nucleotides long. RefSeq names its product protoporphyrinogen oxidase-like. The coding region runs from base 1119 to 1445 and encodes 108 amino acids. NCBI's taxonomy places the organism in Eukaryota, Metazoa, Chordata, Actinopteri, Perciformes, Nototheniidae. The record is from RefSeq and is a predicted model, not a curated record. The transcript has 3 exons.
ACUCUCUCUACAGUAGUCCCAUUGAUGGCGAUGGGAGCGUGACCCUCUCUCUAGGAACUAACACUCACACACACAUUCACCGUUGGCCAUGCCAUUGGGAGCAAAGCUUCCAAUCCUCUGUUUAAAUAAAGUAUUAGGUUAUGAGUCCAUCCUCAGCUAGUGUUGAAAAACCCAAACCCAGGUUGUGUGGCCGCCCAGCAGACAACAUCUGACAUAUUAAAGGGGUGAAUGCUGAGUCAACACAGUAGUUCCUUUUUUUUUAAUGGAAUGAACAAUAUUUCAAAAAUAAAAGCCACAGAAUGUGAUUGUAUCCUAACAGGGAAUACUCAGAACAGGGGCCAUACCAAGUUCAGAUGAGCCAGGGUUUCUCUGACUUGGCUGGCUCGACUAAACUAAGACUCCUAAUCAGAGAUAACAAGAACCAAGAAGCUGGUUAUCAAGUGUUUUUGUGAUCCCAGGCUCUGUGUGGUUCUCAUGAAAGGGGGUGUUUGAAAUACAGUAUAAGGCAAUCUGUUUAAUCAAAUUAGAGAGGAAUGCUAGAAGUGUACUUAUCGGGUGAACUCACAAUUAAUAUAUUGUAUUAACCGCGGUGCGAUCUGUGCCAACUGCACAUUUUACAGCUCUUAAAACUUCAUUUAAACAAUAUACUCAAAAUCUGCGUUUAGGUCUGACACUCAAUAAUACUCAAAGAAUCAAAAUAAAGAAUAUGUUAAAACUAAUUUAUAAUAGUAAAUUAUAAAUGUAUGCCAUCUGUGAAUUUAUAGGAGGUAUAUCUUAGAGCAAGUGUGGGCAAAUGUUUAGAUAACACCAGAGGAGAUAUUUUAUGAGUAUUAUAAAACAAAAUACACCCAACUAAAUAGAUGAAAGAAACUGAAACAAAUGAAUACACAAUGAUACCGUCGGUUAAAAUACAGACAUCAUAAAACAGUAUUCUUGUUCAGAUUUCUUUGUUCAGAAUUGAGUUAGUGAAUGGCGUUAUAUUUGCUGAUUUCAAGCCUAAUCUCUGAACAUAACCAUGUGGGGAUUGGGUCUGCAGCAGAAGUUGCCAUGGUAACACACUAAUCUUCACACACACUUCAGUCAUCUGGCUAACCUGAGGUUGCCUUGUCUUCCAGGUGAUGAUGGGCGGGGCCUGGUUCCAGGAAGUGUUUGGGUCCCCAGAAACUGUAACAGAUGAGUGUCUUUUAGCGAGGGCCACUGAGGCGGUGCGGAGCCAGCUGGGAGUCACCUCAGCACCCUGCUGGACCUGGGUGGCCCUGCAGAAGGACUGCAUACCUCAGUAUUAUAUGGGACAUUUUCGAAAAGUUGAGUACAUGCGUCACUUGAUAAAGGAGAACAAUCUAUCGCUAUCUCUGAUUGGUUCCUCGUAUGAUGGAGUGUCAGUGAAUGAUGUCAUCUUUAGUGGACGGACAGCUGCGGAGGAGUUGAUAGGAGCUGCAGUUUGAUGGAGCUGGUCGCCACGGGAACAGAACAGACAGUGUUGCUCCCCAGGUGUGAGCAAAGAAGAUAUUUUGAUAAUGACGUUGGGAGUACAAUUUCUUUUUUCAAACCCAUUCAACAUGAAUUCUUACUCAUGUAUCAUCAGUGUGACCAGCGGACAUGUUGUGUGUGGAUCAGUGCAGUCAUGCUACAGGGCUGCAUCAAGCCUCACCUGGACAUGUCAACACUGAUGAUCAAUAUACAUUAUGCUGAAGGUACCACAGUGUAGAAUUCAAAUGAGUGUAAUAUUCUAACAUCAUAAAAGAAUGAAGAUGUGUUAAUGUUGAAAUUCACACAAUGAUAAAGAGAUUAUUGCCUACUGAAGACUUGCACUUUCAGUAAAGCCUCAUUUGUCCCGUUUCCUCAUUACUUGAAACAUAUCAUGAGACUGAUGGGCAAUAUGACCUGACAUCAAAUGAUUUUCAUAUUAUUCUGUCAUUGCAUCCGUAUUGGUAUUUUGGGCUCAUGAAUAAAAGUGAAAGACUCUGA